Neolamprologus brichardi is the source of this 2594-nucleotide messenger RNA. The record is from RefSeq and is a predicted model, not a curated record. Lineage: Eukaryota; Metazoa; Chordata; Actinopteri; Cichliformes; Cichlidae.
CUGCUCACUGUGUUAUUUGCAGAACAUGCUAAACUACUAAACCUUUUAGAAACACUUUAAUAGAUUUAAUAGCAUGCAAGAACUCAGCAGUCACAGGAUUUCAUCUGUGGACUUUCACUACAAGCCUGAUGUUUUCUUUUCCCCAGACUGCCUUGAAGAAGACUCCACUAUUUGACUUCCACAGGGGGCGGGGGGGAAAGAUGGUGGAGUUUGCAGGCUGGAGUAUGCCCAUUCAGUAUAAAGACAGUCACAUUGCCUCUCACAUGCACACCAGAGAGCACUGCUCCAUCUUUGAUGUCAGUCACAUGUUGCAGACCAACGUCCACGGCAAAGACAGGGUGAAAUUUAUGGAGUCACUGGUGGUUGCAGACAUCGCAGAACUCAAGGACAACCAGGGCACAUUGACCCUCUUCACUAAUGAGCAAGGUGGGAUUAUUGAUGACCUCAUUGUGACGAAGACGGACCAGGGCUACCUCUACGUUGUCUCCAAUGCCGGCUGUGCUGACAAGGACUCUGCUCAUGUGAAGGCCAAACUGGCAGAGUUCAAAUAUGCAGGUUUUGAUGUGGAUCUGGAGUUUCUUGAUUGCGCACUGAUUGCUGUACAAGGUCCCACUAUGUCUCAGGUGCUCCAGGCGGGAUUGAAGGAGGACCUCAGUAAGCUAACUUUCAUGACCUCUGCCCUGGCCACGGUGUUCGGUGUCCCUGACUGCAGACUAACUCGAUGUGGAUACACUGGAGAGGACGGGGUGGAGAUCUCCGUCCCUGAGUCCAGAGUGGUGGAGCUGACAGAGAAGCUACUGACCAACAGUGAGGUGAAGCUGGCCGGGCUGGGAGCUAGGGACAGCCUACGACUGGAGGCGGGGCUUUGUCUUUAUGGCAAUGACAUCGAUGAGACCACUACACCUGUGGAGGCCACGCUUGUCUGGACCAUAGGAAAGCGCAGACGCCAGGCCAAAGAUUUCCCCGGUGCUGACAUCAUCAUACCUCAGAUCAAAGCCAAGACAGCCAGGAAGAGAGUGGGUCUGGUGUCCACCGGCCCCCCAGUCCGGCAGCAUACGCCUAUUCUCAGCCCUGAUGGAAAGGUCAUAGGUGAGGUGACCAGCGGCUGCCCCUCUCCCUGCCUGAAAAAGAACAUUGCCAUGGGUUACGUGGAUGCAGCGUUCGCCAAAAAUGGAACAGCCAUCCAGGUCGAGGUCAGGAAAAAGGCAGUGCCGGCCACCGUCAGCAAGAUGCCCUUUGUGCCCACCAAGUACUAUACUGGUUAGGAGAGACACUUAUAGAGUAUAGGUGCUGCUGAGUGUUCCUUCAAACGAUCCCGUAUUUGCCAGCACUGCCCCUUCAUUCUUAGCCCACUAUUUAAAAUGUACAAACCUUCACUGGUGAGUCCAACAGAGGAAAAAUUAGUCCAAAAAUUACUACUGACUAUUGAUCGGUCACUGUAACGCACAAAUAUAUUACGUUUAAAGUACUCACAGUGUUCAUAUUCAGAGUCACCAGGGCUGCUGCUUUGAGGAUGGACAUUAUAGGAGCUCAUGUAGAAAACAGGGUGUCCAGAUGACCCUCUUCAUAAUGGAUUGCAAAGUGUGUGUGUGUCCCACAUUUUGAUUGGCUCUGCAGGAUGUGCACGUCUAUAAAGUCUGGCUUCUAAUCAAACUGUCUGAAGACAGCAGGGUUAGUCCCACGUAGAGUCAUGUAGCUCUGCCCAUCAGGGAAAGAUGAUUUUCGUAAAUGUGAUGGAAACUGCCACAAUCAAUUUUUGUCCAGCUAAAAAGUUCCCCACCGUCUCUUUUUUUGGGAUCGGGUCACCCUACAUAGAGAGACUUUGCACAGACUGCCAGUCCUUAUUUAAUAAUUCAGUAUUAUGCAUGCAUCUGGUUAAGAAAUUGGUGCACUAACAUGGGUUCCCCUGCGGAUGAUGGGGCUGAGACAUUGUUCACGUUGUUCCGAGACCAAGUUGUUUUUUUUUUUUGUUUUUUUUUUGUUUGUUUAAUGAAAUACUUGCCGCACUUUUAUUUUUCCAGUGGGAGUAACAAAGAUGUAAACACUAGCAUUUCACUUUUUAUUGCUAACAAAACAUGAAAUCAUUUCAGUUUGUCACUGUUGGACCAAAACAGAAACUGCACACAACACAUUUCCCUUUCUAAGGUUUUCUGAAUAUUAUAAACCAAAUUUCCAGUGACUGUGGUUUUAUAAAAUGCCUGAUUUGUAAACAGUGGCGACUUGUUGUCCUUCCAUGCAAAAUGUCUCUGUCUGAAGUGUUGUAGUUUUUUACUUCACUUUUUUACUCUUGGUUUGGUGAUUCAUAAAGAAAUCAUAAGAUAAAAGCACUUUGCACCUGGGCAACAUGUGGUACAAGACUAACUUGAAAAUAUGUUAAUUGUAAUUAUUUUCUGUUUUCUGUCUGCUUCUAAUGAAAUUUUAAUUAUCAAAUGGGACACUGUCUUAUGACUUAUGUAUGUCUGCAAAACUACUGACUCUUAGGUUCUCUUGAGUAUUUGCUGUAUGUGAGUUUGUACUAAUACUUGGACUAAUUAUGGAGUUUUUGUAAACAUUUUCUAUUGAUAUGAGGUCUUUUCUUUAAUAAAGGUGAUUUU